Molecule: messenger RNA, 1521 nt
Organism: Phaeoacremonium minimum UCRPA7
Lineage: Eukaryota; Fungi; Ascomycota; Sordariomycetes; Togniniales; Togniniaceae
Product: putative dna polymerase delta small subunit protein
Exons: 4
Coding region: 1-1521 (506 amino acids)
Biological process (GO): DNA strand elongation involved in DNA replication; DNA replication
Cellular component (GO): delta DNA polymerase complex
Molecular function (GO): DNA binding
Source: RefSeq, a predicted model, not a curated record
AUGGUAACCCUCGAAGAUGUCGAAGGCAGCCUUCUGCAGAAGCCCUCUGGGGAUGCGCCCGAGGCCGCAGAGCGGCUACUCUCCAGCUACAAGCCACUCUCGACCUUCAAGCUCGAGAAGGACCGGAGCUACCAACAGCAAUAUGGCGAUAUGUACUUUCUGCGGCUUACUAAGAUCAAGCCUGCAGUUGAGCAGAUUGCCAGUGCUGAGUGGGAAGGCACCGUCAUUGGUGACGAACCUGCCAAGAAGGUCGAUCGAGUGCUCGACGUCCGCCAGGGCGAGCUCUGCUGGGUUGCCGGAACCGUGUAUAUGGAUAUGCCUCUGAAGCCUAAUAUUCUCGACGAUGUGUCUAAGGACCGCUGGAUAUCUGCCCCGACGACUGUGUUGAAAUACUUCUCCGAGGAUAACAGAGAUGCUGUCAUGCUCGAAGACGACUCUGGUCGGAUCAGGCUAGUAGGAGACGUUUUGAGAUCGGUCAUGCUGGUGACUGGAUGCAUCAUUGCAGUCAUGGGAACAGAGAAUGCCAAUGGCGAAUUCGAGGUCAUCGAUCUCAAGUUUGCAGAUUUGGCCCCCCAGCCUGACCGGUGGGCCCUCUCUAAACCACCUGCGACGAAUGGUGUCAAAUCAGGAAGCAAGGUCAAGAGCGAAGACGUAGAGAUGACAGAUACGCACUCUUCUGGCUCGGGCGGCAAGAUCGCCGUUGUCUCUGGAUUGAACUUCUCAGGCUCAGACACGUCGUAUGCAUUGGAGCUCAACUUGCUCCUAGAGUACCUGCUCGGCGAGGCGCUUGAUCCCGCAACACAAUCAGAGCUGUCGCACAUCAGCCGUUUGAUCAUCGCAGGAAACUCGAUAGCGGCGGACAACAAGCUCGGAGAUGUUGAAGAAGAAGAGAUUGAGAAAAGGUCACACAAGAAAUACGGCUACGACGCGAGUACCUACAAUCCUCUACCCUCACAACUUCUCGACGACUUUCUCUCAGAACUUCUACCCACAAUACCUGUGACACUUCUUCCUGGCGAUCACGACCCUGCCAACUCCAGCUUUCCCCAGCAGCCUAUACAUAUGGCCAUGUUUCCCAAAUCCAGAUCUUACGUGGCUGACCCUGGCUCAAAGGAGAGUGGAUGGUUCGACCUCGCAACAAAUCCGUGGGAGGCUGAAGUGGACGGGUGGAGGAUGCUUGGUACGGGCGGUCAAAACUUGGACGACAUAUUCAAAUAUGUUGAUAGCGAUGACCGCCUGGGAAUGAUGGAGGCUAUGUGCAGGUGGAGGUGCUCUGCUCCUACAGCCCCUGACACCUUGUGGAGUUACCCAUUCCAGGACGACGACCCGUUCGUGAUCAGAGACUGCCCGCACUUCUAUUUUGUAGGCUGCCAACCUGAGUUUGGCACCAAGACUAUCACAGGUCCUGACGGCCAAGCCGUACGCCUUGUAUCGGUGCCGUCAUUCUCGGCAUCGAAGGAAAUCGUGCUGAUUGACUCAGAAACACUGGAUGUUUCGCGGGUCAAGAUAUCUGUGUCAUGA